Molecule: messenger RNA, 1289 nt
Organism: Cajanus cajan (pigeon pea)
Lineage: Eukaryota; Viridiplantae; Streptophyta; Magnoliopsida; Fabales; Fabaceae
Source: RefSeq, a predicted model, not a curated record
UAUUAGAUAAUUCAAAUUACUAAAUGUCUAUGACCCUAAGUAUUCAUACAUGACAUGAAUUUAAAUAUUUUAAUUUACAAAAUAAAUUAAUAAUAUUUAAUUACAUGUGUUAUAUAGAAGAAUUAGGAAUCUAGUUGAGAAUUACUUAAUAAUUUUUUGUCACGUAAAUAGAGAUCAUGCACAUGCGAUGAUUGAAGAGGAUCUAAUUAUGAAUGUCUAUAGAAAGUUAUGCAUUGAUAAGUUUAUAAUGCAGGUGUCUAAUUGGUUCAUAAAUGCCCGAGUUCGGCUAUGGAAACCAAUGGUUGAAGAAAUGUACAUGGAAGAGGUGAAGCAAGAGCAGAAUAAUGGGUCUCAGGAUAACAACACAAACAGAUCAAAAGAAUCAGAAGCUAAUGCUGCACAAGAAUCAAGUGCCAUGAGACUUGACCAGAAUAAUAUUCACCAAUCAAACAAGGCAGAAAGCUUCAACAACCAAACCACUUCCCCAACAGAGAUCUCCAAUUCCAACAUGCAAAGUCCAAACAAGCCUAGAAGCACUUCCGAAAUGCAGAACUCUCCAGGUAGCAUCGUGGACAUGGAAAUGAAGCCUCAUCAUGGAGAGACAAACACUAGAGAAGGAAACACAAAGUUGUUUGGCAUUGAAAACCAUCAUUUUGGAGCAUUUGGUAUGGAAGACAUUGGAAGGUUUCAUCAUGUCACUGAGCAACAACUGACUCCUAGGUUUCACGGAAACGGAGUUUCCCUCACUCUAGGACUUCCACACAGUGAGAACCUUUCUCUCUCAGGAACUCAGCAUGGAUUCCUCUCACAGAAUAUGCACUUGGGAAUGAGAACCAAUGAAAAUGAGUUUUGUGGUGCCAUCAACACUCCUCCUUCUUCUCAUUCAGGCACAAGUUAUGAGAGCAUUGACAUUCAAAACAGAAAGAGUCUACAAAACACAAUAAUGCAGUUCAGAGUGUUUCAACACACUAACUUAGCAGAAGAAUAGCAACGGAAAGAAAAAAGGAAAGGAAAAAAAUGGAGCACUGCUUGUGUUACGUGCAUGUUUGGCAUGGGAGGGGAAAUAACUUGCUCCAUGUAUAAAGAUGGAAACUGCUAUAAGAUUAUAUGAACUUUCAGGGAAUUAAUUCGGUUUUACAUGUUCUGAAUUAGUUUGAUUAAAUGAUUCAAGUUGAGUUGGGGAAGGUAUAUUGUAUAUGGUAUUGGAAAGUAGUUAGGUACAUAAAGGAAUUGAAUGAUUUGUUUGGAUAGAUCAUAUAUAUAUAUAUAUAUAUUGGAGUUAUGGCUUA